AUGAAUUCUAAAGACACGAAAGAAACGUUGACAGUACAGGAGAUUUUAGAAAGACAAAGAUUGUUAGAGGAGGAAGCGGGAGAAAUACUAUCAUGGAAAUUUGACGAGUGCACGUAUAAUAAAGGGUAUAUACGUCAACUAGUUUACGCUUGUAAAACUUGUAAACCAAAUGAAGGGUAUGGGCCAGGUGGUGUUUGUUAUUCAUGUUCAAUUUCUUGCCAUGCAGACCAUGAGCUCGUUGAACUGUUCCCUAAACGUAACUUCAAGUGCGAUUGUGGAACCGCUCGUCUUGGAAGAACCGUUUGUAAACUCGAAGCGAAACCACCAAACACGUCGAAUGAACAUAAUAAAUAUGAUCAUAAUUAUGAAGGUCGUUUCUGUUGGUGCAAAGUUGAUUACGAUCCAGAGAAAGAAGAGAAUAAUAUGCUUCAAUGUGUCAUAUGCGAAGACUGGUUUCAUGAAAAUUGUAUUAGUGGAGAAAAGCAAGAGGAGAAGAGGUUUUCGAUACCUGACUUGGAUACGUUUGAAGAAUUCAUGUGUCAUAAAUGCCUUGACAAAUAUUCUUUUCUAAAGCCUUACCUCAAUUCACACAUGUUUUUCUCUGGUCAAUACAAUAAAAAAACCCAUCAAGUUAAUGGGGUUGACGAGAAUUCCAACGAUUCCAGCACCGGUGAUAAAAUGUCACAGCCUCCCAACAGCUGUAAGGAUAAUGAAACCACUACAACCCAAACCAGCACAGUUUCGCCGUCAUCACCAACUCCUCAUGUAAAUAAUAAAAGAAAGAUUGAGGAAGAUGAAGUGGUUGAUGGCAAAGCCUUGCUGCCUAAAAGGUCAAAGAAUGAUGGUACUGAUGAUACUAAUGUGUGUAAGCGUGAAAGAUGGCCGGUAGUGAAUGACGACGUAGAGGUCGAUUUGUUUUGUGUUCAAGGCUGGCGUGAUGAUUUGUGCCGUUGUAGUAAAUGUAUUGAACUUUAUAAGAAACAUCAAAUUGAGUUCAUUCUCAAUGUAGAAGAGACUUAUGAACCGCCAGAAGAUGAUGACGCACAGAAAUCAUUGUUUGACUGCGGAAUGAAAGCGUUGAAUCAAAUGGAUAGGGUCGCUGCAAUCGAAGGAAUACUUGCUUAUAAUCAAUUCAAGGAUGAACUUAUUGAAUUCUUAAAGCCAUUCGGAGAAUCUGGCAAGACAGUCACAGUUAAAGAUGUCAAUGAAUUCUUUGAGGCAAAAUUUCGCGAUCGUAAACCAGCAACGGGCUCCUUCUUUUAA
Molecule: messenger RNA, 1263 nt
Organism: Funneliformis mosseae
Lineage: Eukaryota; Fungi; Glomeromycota; Glomeromycetes; Glomerales; Glomeraceae
Source: the annotation of a GenBank genome assembly